This is a messenger RNA of Empidonax traillii (willow flycatcher), 1966 nucleotides long. RefSeq names its product La ribonucleoprotein domain family member 4 (gene LARP4). Gene Ontology annotation, molecular function: mRNA 3'-UTR binding. The record is from RefSeq and is a predicted model, not a curated record. Gene Ontology annotation, cellular component: cytoplasmic stress granule; cytosol. The transcript is spliced from 15 exons. Gene Ontology annotation, biological process: positive regulation of translation. The coding region runs from base 200 to 1852 and encodes 550 amino acids. NCBI's taxonomy places the organism in Eukaryota, Metazoa, Chordata, Aves, Passeriformes, Tyrannidae.
GCCGCUCCGGCCACCGCGGGGGGAGCAGCGCGGGGGGCCCGCCGGCCGCGGCGGCGCGAUGCUGCUCUUCGUGGAGGAAGGGGUCUGGAGGAGGGAAAAUUUCCCUUUCUGGUGAAAGGGGACUGGAGCAUUAUGACAGUCAAGUCUUUAAAAGCUUAUGAGUUCCCAGAGUCCUGGCCGGUAGCCGCUGCCUCCGCUGAUGUUGUCGGAUGUCAAUAGAGAGAGGUUGAAGGCAACACUUCUAAUGGAGCAGGUGACAUCGAAGGGGGCUGGCUUGAACCCCAACGCCAAAGUGUGGCAAGAAGUCCCCCAGGGGAGCGGUGAGGCCGUGCCCCCCUCCAAUGGCACCACCGAGCACACGUGGCAGGAGACGGCGGCGGCCCCGGGGACUCCGGCCGAGGGUACCAUAGAGCUCUCAGAGGACAGCUGCAAGCAGUAUGAAGUGAUGUAUUCCCCGUCCUGCGAGGCCACCAGGAACGGCACAGGAGCUGACGAAGCCUCGGCGAACGGGAUUGUCCUGGCGACCGAAGACCUGGGAUACCAAAUCUACGAAGUGUCUGGUGACGGCCCCUCCGCCGUGUCCACAGAGGACAUCAGGGAAUGCUUGAGGAAACAACUUGAAUUCUGCUUCUCCCGUGAGAAUCUUUCCAAGGAUCUCUACUUGAUGUCCCAGAUGGACAGCGAUCAGUUUGUUCCAAUAUGGACAAUUGCCAACAUGGAAGGGAUUAAGAAGCUGACAACGGACAUGGACCUUAUUCUUGAAGUUUUGAGGUCUUCUCCUAUGGUACAAGUGGAUGAGAGAGGGGAGAAAGUCAGACCAAACCACAAGCGGUGCAUUAUCAUUCUCCGUGAGAUCCCUGAGACAACACCCAUAGAGGAGGUGAAGGCCCUGUUUAAGAACGAGAACUGCCCCAAGGUGAUCAGCUGUGAGUUUGCCCACAACAACAACUGGUACGUCACAUUCCAGUCCGACACCGACGCGCAGCAGGCGUUUAAAUACCUAAGGGAAGAAGUGAAAACCUUUCAGGGCAAGCCAGUAAUGGCCAGGAUCAAAGCCAUCAACACGUUCUUCGCCAAGAACGGUUACCGGGUGGUGGACUCCAGCGUGUACCCCCAGCCCGUGCAGACCCAGGCCCAGUUUGCCUCCCCACUGUUCAUGCAGCCUGUAUAUAGCCCUCAGCAGUACUCCAUCUACAGCAUCGUGCCUCAGACCUGGUCUCCAAAUCCUGCACCUUACUUUGAGACACCACUGGCCCCCUUUCCCAAUGGUGGAUUUGUGAAUGGCUUUAACACACCAGGAUCAUAUAAAACAAAUGCUGCUUCCCUGAGUAUAGGUCGCCCAUUCCAUAGGAAUCGGGUGAAGCCCCAUUUCCGCUCCUCCAGCAGCUCGGAGCACGCGGAGGGGCCGCCCGCCCUCGGGGCCGUGCCCGGGGGGGACCCGGGCAGAGCCAGCUCCAGGAAUUUCGUGAUGGAGCGACACAGCAGCCCCUUAGCUGGGCACCAAGACCAAGGCUACUCCCAGAAGGAUUCUCCCACGGCACAGCUGGAGCAGAACGGGGAUUACGGCGUCGGCAGGGGCAGGAGGAACGUGUUCCGAGGCCGGAGGAGACGGGAUGACGACCGGGUUUCAAGACCUCAGCCUUCAGCAGAAACAAAGACUCAGACACCAAAGUUUGACUUGCUUGCAUCAAAUUUCCCACCUUUGCCUGGCAGCACAGCAAAAAUCCCGGGAGAGCCUGUGCUGGAGAGCAGGAUGUCCGACAUCAAGCGAUCUCGCAAAUGCUGGAGGAUUCCAAUCACUAUAAAUAUAGAGAUUAUAAUUUUUGUAUUUUUUUUUUUUGUUUGUUUUUAAUUUGCAGAGGGUUUCCUGCUUGAAAAAUCGGUUUGGGGGCUUUGUGAAAGUAGCGUUUUGACCGAGCGAAAGGAUCUGACUUGACGAAUUAACCUGUCCCUCGGCGUAGGAGGA